AUGGUUGAUGUUUUCGCUUCGCACGGGCUACAACGGAUUGUAGUCGGAGUUGGAUUGUUCGACCGAUCCAGCCCGGGAAAAGCUGGAGGCAUCUGUCAAAACGGCCUGGGCAAGCGUAGCUUUGUGGAAGCACAGGUACCUGAAAGAAAGGAGACUGCGGGAAGCAGCGGCAAAGAUGGUGGAUUCUCAGAACAACCAUCACUGCGUGACGUAGGCGACUACAUCAAGCUCAAGAAAUUUUACGCUGCCGCUCUGGAGGCCUGUUCCAUCAAGGACGAAGAAGCGCGCCAACUACGCCAGAAGAUGUCCGCUCUGAUUGGUGAGGUCGAAGGAAUAACGAGGCUUGUGGCUACUGGCGCACGAGCACACGCCAACACAAAGGUUGUGCAGCUUCUCGAGCACCAAGAGGACUUGGAGAUGGAGAAAUCUGUUUUACAAAUGAGGACUCAGAGGCUUGUGAAUGAACUGGAGAACCUGCGUCCACUUUGUAAGGAAUACGCGGCCAAAGCCUGCAGCCAAACCCUCACCAACAACCCUCGUAGUCAGUAUGAAGAAGCCGUGGGGAAGCUUCGUCUGAAGUUGGAGUUACAACACGUAGCUUCUGAAGUUGAUAAAAUGAGACAGGAGUUGACUCUAAGAGACAUGGAGAUUAACUCGUAUAAGGAGAGGAUGGCACAACUCCGCGAGCACAGUCUACAGCAGGAGCAGCUCCUGACGGCCAGAACCACCGAACUGGAGUGCUGCAAGUCGAGAGAGCUGGAGCUGCGCAGGUCCUUUGCUCAGAGGCUUCAGUCGCUUGAAAUGACUCUCAACGCCAGUCAGUGUGCUUUCGCUAGUCGUGAAAAGGAGCUGCUACGACAACUCGCUGCAGCAGAAAAGCGUGGACAGUGCUUGGCAGCAAACACGAAAUAA
Mesocestoides corti is the source of this 912-nucleotide messenger RNA. Lineage: Eukaryota; Metazoa; Platyhelminthes; Cestoda; Cyclophyllidea; Mesocestoididae. The record is from the annotation of a GenBank genome assembly.